Molecule: messenger RNA, 5232 nt
Organism: Salvia splendens (bonfire salvia)
Lineage: Eukaryota; Viridiplantae; Streptophyta; Magnoliopsida; Lamiales; Lamiaceae
Product: transcription elongation factor SPT6 homolog
Exons: 17
Coding region: 219-5057 (1612 amino acids)
Biological process (GO): transcription elongation-coupled chromatin remodeling; nucleosome organization; transcription elongation by RNA polymerase II
Cellular component (GO): transcription elongation factor complex
Molecular function (GO): nucleosome binding; histone binding; DNA binding
Source: RefSeq, a predicted model, not a curated record
ACACACUUGGUGCGCGAGUGUGUGCGAUUGGUUUUGCGGUCUGUAUAUUGAGGACUUUGAGGAGUGAAAAUCAGAGGGUCUCUGCCUUUCCGCUUGCUAGGGUUUGCCUCACUUUCAAUUUUUCCGCCCUCACGGAAAAAUUGUGCCUGUUAAUUUAUAUCUGCGCCGCUUCUAGGGUUUCGCCUCAUUCCUGAACCACUUUUUGCGAUUUAACCACAAUGACCGGCAAAAAUGUGAUCUCCGACGAUGAAGAUGAGAUUGGAGUCGACGAAGAAGAAAGAGACGAGGAGCCUUAUGGAGACCGCGGUGGUGAUCGUGGCGGUGACGAUGAAGAUGAAGAAGACGACGAGGAAGGACAGGAUGAAUAUGAAAACGAUGGAUUUAUAGUGAACGAUGUUGAGGAAGAAGAGGACGAGGAAGAAGAUCGAGUUGAUAGUGAUGAGGAGCAGAAGAAAAAGAAAAGAAAGAAAAGGGAUCAAUUCAUGCUUGAUGAGGAUGAUUAUGAACUCCUCCAGGAAAGCAAUAUAUCUGUCAAUCGUUCAAAGCUCGAAAGUAAGAAGUUUAAGCGACUGAAGAAGGCUAGGAGGGAUGCAGAAGAAGAGCCUUCCGGGUUUUCCGAUGAAGAAGAAUUUGAUAGAAGUGGAAAGGGUGGGCGUACUGCUGAGGAGAAGCUCAAGCGUAGUUUGUUUGGUGAUGAUGAUGGGCAACCUCUUGAGGAUAUUGCAGAGGAGGAUGAACAGCUUGAAGAAGAAGAUGAUGCAGACAUUGGUGAGGAGGAUGAGAUGGCUGAUUUCAUUGUUGAUGAAGAAGAAGUUGAUGAGCAUGGAACCCCUGUUAGGAGAAAGAAACCUAAGAAAAACAGACAGCGCCCAGGGAUUUCCUCAUCUGCACUCCAGGAAGCACAUGAAAUUUUUGGUGAUGUUGAAGAUCUCCUGAGGCUUCGCAAGAUAGAUGUGCGAGACAGGUUUGGUGAAACUAGUGAAAGGAGUCUUGAAGAUCAGUUUGAUCCUAGUGUGCUUUCUGAAAAGUAUAUGACAGAGAAGGAUGAUCAAAUACGGGAAAUCGAUAUUCCUGAAAGAAUGCAGAUAUCUGAGGAAAGUACAGGCCAUCCCCCAACAGAUGAGUUCAGUGUCAAAAUGGAGACCGAGUGGAUAUACAAUCAACUUGUCAGUGGUAUGGUACCUUUGUUCAACAGGAGUGGUACUACAAAUGAAGAAGUAGAUGAUGAGCUGAAGCGGCAUAUAGCUAGAUUCUUGGAGUUGAUUCACGUUCAGAAUUUAGACGUCCCAUUCAUUGCUAUGUACAGAAAAGAGGAAAUAUUAAGCCUUCUAAAGGAUCCAACUGAUCGCGAAGCUGGCAUUGAAAAUGAUAUGAAUCAAAAGCCUACGCUGAAGUGGCACAAGGUGCUUUGGGCGAUUCAGGACUUGGAUCAGAAGUGGCUUCUUCUUUUGAAAAGAAAAAGUGCUCUACAGUCAUACUAUACUAAGCGAUUUGAAGAAGAGAGAAGGAGAGUGUAUGAUGAGACACGCCUAAGAUUAAAUGAACAGCUCUUUCAGUCAAUCACUAAGUCACUUGAAGCUGCUGAUUCGGAAAGAGAAGUGGAUGAUGUAGACUCAAAAUUUAAUUUACAUUUCCCUCCUGGAGAAGUUGUCCUAGACGAAGGCCAGUUUAAAAGACCAAAGAGAAAAUCACAUUACAGCAUUUGUAGUAAAGCUGGACUGUGGGAGGUUGCAAGCAAAUUUGGUUACAGCUCUGAGCAAUUUGGUUUGCAGAUAUCUCUGGAGAAAAUGAGAAUGGAUGAAUUGGAGGAUGCUAAAGAAACACCGGAGGAAAUGGCUUCUAAUUUCACCUGUGCAAUGUUUGAGAUACCUCAAGCAGUAUUGAAAGGCGCAAGGCACAUGGCAGCGGUUGAAAUUAGCUGUGAACCAUGUGUUCGGAGACAUGUGCGCAGUAUCUUUAUGGACAACGCUGUAGUGUCAACUAGUCCUACACCUGAGGGAAACACAGCUAUUGAUUCUUUUCACCAGUUCUAUGGAGUAAAGUGGUUGAAGGACAAACCACUUAACAGAUUUGAGGAUGCUCAAUGGCUUUUGAUUCAGAAAGCUGAAGAGGAGAAGCUCUUGCAAGUUACUAUCAAGCUUCCUGAAGUAGUCCUUGAUAAGUUGAUAAGCGACUCAAAUGAUUAUUAUUUGAGUGAUGGUGUAAGUAAAUCUGCUCAGUUGUGGAAUGAGCAGAGGAAACUGAUUCUUAAUGACGCAUUUAACAAUUUUCUUCUUCCUUCAAUGGAAAAAGAAGCAAGAUCACUGCUGAUAAGUAGAGCUAAAUCAUGGCUACUAUCAGAUUAUGGGAGGCAAUUGUGGGAUAAAGUAUCUGUUGCACCAUACCAACGGAAAGAAAAUGAUGCCAAUUCUGAUGAAGAAACUGCACCCAGGGUUAUGGCUUGCUGUUGGGGCCCUGGAAAGCCAGCUACAACCUUUGUGAUGUUAGAUUCAUCUGGAGAAGUUUUGGAUGUAUUGCAUGCUGGUUCCCUCAGCAUUCGUGGUCAAAGUGUCAAUGAACAGCAACGUAAAAGAAAUGAUCAGCAGAGAGUGCAAAAGUUUAUGAUGGACCAUCAACCACAUAUUGUAGUUUUAGGAGCAAAUAAUUUGUCUUGUACGCGGUUGAAGGAGGACAUUUAUGAGAUAAUCUUCAAGAUGGUGGAAGAUAAUCCUCGUGAUGUUGGUCAUGAGAUGGAUAAUCUGAAUAUUGUCUUUGGCGAUGAAUCUUUACCGCAUCUGUAUGAAAAUUCUCGUAUCUCAGUUGAUCAGCUUCCUUCACAAGAAGGUAUCAUUAGACGUGCUGUGGGUCUUGGACGUCAUCUUCAGAAUCCAUUAGCAAUGGCUGCCACAUUAUGUGGGCCGGGUAAAGAGAUAUUAUCUUGGAAGCUUAACCCUUUGGAGAACUUUCUUACUCCUGAUGAGAAGUAUUGGAUGGUUGAACAAGUGAUGGUAGAUGUAACAAACCAGGUGGGCCUUGAUAUUAAUUUGGCUGCCAGUCAUGAAUGGUUAUUUGCUCCUCUACAAUUUAUUUCUGGUCUAGGACCCAGAAAAGCAGCUUCUCUCCAGAGGUCCCUAGUAAGAGCAGGUGCCAUCUUCACUAGGAAAGACCUGCUGCAAUCUCAUGGGCUUGGCAAAAAGGUUUUUAUCAAUGCUGUUGGGUUCCUCCGAGUGCGACGUAGUGGAUUGACUUCCAGUAGUAGUCAAUUUAUUGAUCUGUUAGAUGACACCAGAAUUCAUCCAGAAUCAUAUAUUCUCGCACAAGAUUUGGCCAAGGAUAUUUAUCGGGAGGAUGGGAAUGAUGAUACCAAUGACGAAGAUGAUGUCCUGGAAAUGGCGAUCGAGCAUGUCAGGGAGAAGCCACAUUUACUGAGAGCUGUAGAUGUUCAUGAAUAUGCUGAGCAGAAAAAUCACCUGAACAAGAAAGAAACCCUCAAUGACAUUAGAUUGGAAUUGAUGGAAGGUUUUCAGGAUCGUCGCAGACCCUUUGUAGAACCAAGUCAGGAUGAAGAGUUUUGCAUGAUCACUGGAGAGACAGAAGAGGAACUCUCUGAAGGAAGAAUUGUGCAGGCCACAGUUCGAAAGGUGCAGGGUCAGAGAGCAAUUUGCGUCCUCGAAUCUGGAUUAGCUGGCAUUCUCAGUAAGGAGGAUUACAUGGACGAUUGGAGGGAUAUCAACGAGUUAAAUGAGAAGCUGAGUGAGGGUGAUAUUUUGACUUGCAGAAUUAAAUCAAUUCAGAAAAAUCGCUAUCAGGUGUUUUUAACUUGUCGAGAAAGUGAAAUGAGGAGUAACCGUAACAGGAGUCACAGAAUGACAGAUCCUUAUUAUCAUGAAGAACGCGGCACUCUGCAAACUAUUCAGGAAAAAGCUCGCAAGGAGAAGGAACUUGCAAAGAAGCAUUUCAAGCCGAGAAUGAUCGUUCACCCACGCUUCCAAAAUAUAACGUCUGAUGCUGCGAUAGAGUUUUUGUCCGACAAGGAUCCCGGUGAAAGUGUCAUACGCCCUAGUUCUCGUGGGCCAUCAUUUUUGACAUUGACUCUGAAAGUUUAUGAUGGGGUAUAUGCUAACAAGGACAUUGUAGAAGGUGGAAAAGAGCACAAGGAUAUAACCAGCUUGCUUCGGAUCGGGAAAACACUGAAAAUCGGGGAGGAUACAUUUGAAGAUCUUGAUGAGGUAAUGGAUCGUUAUGUAGAUCCACUGGUAGCUCAUUUGAAGUCGAUGCUGAAUUACCGAAAGUUCAGGAGGGGUACUAAAACUGAAGUUGAUGAGCUCCUCAGAAUUGAAAAGGCCGAGAAUCCUAUGAGAAUUGUAUAUUGCUUUGGGAUAUCUCAUGAGCAUCCUGGCACAUUCAUCUUGACGUAUAUACGGAGUUCUAAUCCUCACCAUGAGUACAUAGGUCUCUAUCCAAAGGGAUUUAAGUUCCGGAAACGAAUGUUUGAGGACAUAGACCGUCUUGUGGCUUAUUUUCAGAAACAUAUUGAUGACUCAGCUGACUCUACUCCGUCGCUACGAUCAGUUGCUGCUAUGGUGCCAAUGAGGAGUCCUGCAACUGGGGGCUCAUCUGGGUCCGGUGGUGGCUGGGGCAAUUCAUCCAAUGAUGGAGGCUGGAGAGGAGGCCAAUCUUCAGACAGAGACAGGAAUUCUGGCCCUAGAAGUGGGAGGGGUGAUUACAGAAAUGGCGAUGGGCAUCCCAGUGGAGCACCUAGACCAUAUGGUGGGCGAGGACGUGGUCGUGGCCGGGGCCGUGGGUCAGAUUCUUAUGGUAAUGGCAGGGAUGACAGGCAGGACCAAGACCGUGGUUCACAAAAGUGGGGUUGGAAGGAUGGUGAUGGUGGUGGUGGAUGGGGGAGUGGCUUCUCUGGAUCAAAAGCCCAGGAUUCACUGGGCGGUGGUGGUAAUGCUGGUGAGGGCAGCAGCACUGGGUGGGGUAACUGGGGAGGAGAUGGUGGGGGUUCGGGUGCGGAUGCAGGUAAUUCGGGGUGGGGAGAUGCCAAGAAGAGUUCAGAUGGCGGUGGUUGGUGAUAAAUAUCAGUUCCGCAGUGGAUGGAUGUUCUUGUAAUUUUUGUUAUCUCUCUACUCUACUCUACUCAAGUGUUGAAUUAGGCGUUCAGCUCCUAGCUUCUUUCUCGGACAAUCUACUAUCUGUUGGUCUAUGCUGAAUCUUUCUUUCUCGGACAAUCUACUAUCUGUUGGUCUA